GUUACCUAUAUUUAUCUGGGCUAUUUUUGUGUUUGAGUUUUUCUUUUGAUAUGCCAUUCUACUCAUAUUGGAUGGUUUUAGAAACUGCAUUGAGAUGAUUAAUUAGGCAGGUACAAUUCUUACUAUGAGUAUCAUGAUUGGUGUCCAAGGGGGUGGCUGAGGGAUUUUUUUGGUUCACACGAGCACAGUUUAGGCAGGUUCCAGCUUCCUUAGUUACUGCAGGAUUUCUGCAGUAUUUUUUAAGAUGGCCAUACUGAUGGCAUUGAGUGCAUUUGAUUAGAGGUAUAUUAUUAGCAACUGGACAGACUGCCCAACUGUCUCCCCCUAUCAAUAUCUUCUCAUGGGUACCCACUAAAAGCUGCCAUGCUGCAGGGGUUACCACAGCAGUUGCAAAAAUCCCAGAGUUUGGAUCGUCAUGCCUAUACCUCAUAACUUUGGUGUGCUGAGGGUUGCAGCCAGUACUAUUAACUAUUGCUUGCUCAAUUUCGUGGACUGUGCAUAAUUUUGGCAGGCGGUGGAUCACUAUUUCUGGAUUCCUUUUUUCCUUUUUUAAGAUAGGGGUGAGAUUUUGCUGCAGCUUUUGCUGUACAUUUUUGAGUUUUGACUGGUCCUGGCAUGCAAUAAGUACUCCACCUCCAGGUAGGGGCUUUGCGAAAGUUACCCCAUCAGUGUAGGGGUUGAUAGCAUUUUUCACUAGCUGGAAUCCAUCUUGGCCUGUAAUUUUGGGCUUUAAGACCAUAGUGUUAUAGUUGGGUUUGGUGGGAGUUUUGGGUACCAUUUCUGGGUUUUGCUGCUUGAGCUGAUGCAUUUGAACUGGUUUUUUUAUUACAGCUGCAUAGGUAGUAGGCCUUUUCGGAGGUAGCUGUGGAGUAUGUGAGAAGGUUAGCUUGGGUAGCUGGUUAGAUACAGAGCUGUUUGGAAGCUGUGUGCGGCUGCCUGCAGCCUUUUCGGCGAGCUUAGCCGCAGCCUCCUUGAUUUGGGUUUUCACGGAGAAGACGUCAACUAGGUUGCAUUAUGAGAAUCAGAUGUUCAUCUUAACACCAGUAUUACAGAAUGAAUCCGAAAGUGAACAAUCAAAGCAUACAGCUCGAAGUCCAGCAAGAAAAAUUACUAACUCCCCCAGCAUCCCAACCAUCUCCGUUAUGGUUCUCGAAAAGAUUUUUUGUCGCUGUAAUGUUGGCCGUAUGCCAUUUAAAUUCAAGUUUCAGUCGAUUCAACAUCAGUAUCGCUCUUGUUGAAAUGACAUACUCCAAGCAAAUAAAAAAUGGAAAUUUAACCGAAACUCAGCUCCCAGAAUUCGACUGGGAUGCCAACAUCAAGGGAUUAAUCCUGAGCAUUUUUUAUUACGGAGGAUUAGUGUCAUUUUUAGGCAGUUACUUUGUCAGCAAAAUAGGAGGAGCGAAUUGCUGCGCGUUAACCAUGAUGUCGUCAGGGAUCAUCACUUUAUUCCAUCCUAUCAGCCUACAGUACAGUUUUUUUUUAUUUUUAGUGUGUCGAUUCGUAGUUGGAAUCUCAGAGAGUUUAUUAGUGGUAAGCAUUUUUGAAGUAUCUUCGCAAUGGACUCCUAAAAAUGAAAGAUCUCAACUCGUAUCCAUUUCCACCACCGGAGUUAACAUAGGAUUAGCCAUUGUACAUGGAGUAUGUGCUUUUGUGGCGUUUAAUUGGGGUUGGCGAAUGAUAUUUUACGUCACAGGAAGUAUAUCAUUGAUUACAUCAUCUGUUUGCUUCAUUUUGAUGAAGAACCGACCUUCGGAUGAUAAACGUAUAUCAAAACGAGAACUUAGCUACAUACAAGAGAGAAUUACAACUGUACCCCCCAAAAAAGUGAGGCACCCUUACAUGAAAAUUAUAUCAUCAGCAGCAGUUUGGGCACUUCUUGUGGUCAAGUUUGCUGUGGUAACUGGAAUGACUUUUAUAAGUACUUUUCUUCCAAUGUAUGUCAAAGAUAUAACCCAUAAAGAUAUCAAUGAAGUGGGGAUAAUAUCAUCCUUGCCAAAUAUUCUCAACAUUUUCAUGCUUCCAGUUUGGGGAAUACUGCUGGAUUAUGGGAAAAGUAUCAAUAUUUCAGUAACUCUGAUGCACAAGAUAAUAAUCGGAGGCUCGUUCAUCUUGAUCGGUGUUUUAUUUGCGAGUGCAGCGUUGAUUUCCAAUUUUACAGUAUCUAUUAUUUCUUUUCUGCUGAUCCAGACGCUGCUUUUCCUCAUAGGUUUGGUAUCACAGAUAAUUAUCAUUAGUAUCGCACCAAACAGUAGCAGCAUUAUAGCAGGACUUUGCAGCGCUGUGCUUGCACUAAGUUGCAUAGUAACUCGCAGUAGGAUAGCCUCUAUGACCACUUAUCAAACUUUGGAGGAAUGGAAUAGCUGUUUUCUAAUAAUAGGUGGAGUUUCGUUGUUAGGAGGUGUGCUGUUCACGGUAUGCGGGUCCAGCGAAGCUCAACCAUGGGCAUUCACAUCGAAUACUGGACAAGAUGAUCAAGAAAACCAGACGAACAAAAAUUUGACAAAUUAAUGCCUCGCUUUUAAGAGUAUAAAAUAGGUAGUAGGUACAUUAUGCAUGUAAAUGAUGAAUUUUCGUCAUCAAUGGGUAUGGAGAAAGCUUUUGAAAAUGUAUAAUUUCAAAAAAACACGUGGUUUUUGGCAAUUCUUUGAUUUUUUUUUUGAUUUUCGUAUACAAAUUCUUCCCAACUUUUUCCAAUUCAUCCCAACAAUUUCCAACUUUUUGCCAACAUUUUUCUGUCGGGGGAGGGAGGCUCUCGUUCGGCACGUGUCUGCUAGAUUGAUACCAAGAAUUUAGAAUUUAUGUUACAUAAUUAUGAAUGUGUAUGUAAACUAUAGGUAGAAUAUUCUUCUACUUUACUCGUAUAAUGAAAAGUAAACUUUUGAAGCAUGA
Planococcus citri (citrus mealybug) is the source of this 2889-nucleotide messenger RNA. RefSeq names its product sialin-like. Gene Ontology annotation, molecular function: transmembrane transporter activity. Gene Ontology annotation, biological process: transmembrane transport; monoatomic anion transport. Gene Ontology annotation, cellular component: membrane. The record is from RefSeq and is a predicted model, not a curated record. NCBI's taxonomy places the organism in Eukaryota, Metazoa, Arthropoda, Insecta, Hemiptera, Pseudococcidae. The transcript is spliced from 10 exons. The coding region runs from base 1054 to 2508 and encodes 484 amino acids.